AGCACUUGACAGAACAAUGGCCAGGAACAUGCUCAGUGAAGCGUUACUAGUGCAGCAACGCGCCUGGCCACGUGGCAAAAGGCUUGAAGAAAAGGAUUGGCCACCGUUCGAUGCGUAGCUUCGACGAUCUCGCUCCCGCUGCGAUUCGGAAUGCGCGCAUGCGAAAGCGUCGCACCUCACUCUCUUGCUGGAUGGUUCGAAUGCAUAUAAGGCAGCGACGGCCUUUUUGAGAAUUCUCAAGAAUGCAUACAAGGCAGAGACGGCCCGUGACGGAAACACAGCUUCUCUUUCGUCGCCUCAUUCGAUACCAUAUCCGGAAAUCACUGCGCACGACGGUAGUACCUCCUCAAUACCGCCUAAUUACCGCAACCCCGUCGCCAUGUCUUUUAUCGCGAGAUGCUUUCGCGUCCUCGUCGCUCUCACAUUCGUCGCCGUUUGCCUCGCCGGUAACGUAACGACCAACCUUGCCGGUAAGGUCACGAGCAACGGAUGGUACAUUCCCACGCCGGGAACGACCUUCUACUGGCAGAUCUCCGACCCGAACCUCGGUACAUCCCACAAGGAGAAGAUCUUCGAUGUUGACGGGUUCGGCGUAUCGGUGAACACUAUAACGUGGCUGAAAUCGAUGGGCAAGAAGGUCUUUUGUUACUUCAGCUUCGGGACUGCCGAGGACUACCGCAGCGAUUAUAAGGACUUCCCGAGGUCCACGCUCGGAGGACUAGGCUGCAUGAACGAGGAUUGCUCGGAGACAUGGCCUGGCGAACGGUGGCUGGAUGUGAAGAGCUCUGCUGUGCGCCAAAUACUGGAAAAGCGGAUUCAGCUAGCCAAGAGGAAGGGGUGUGACGGCAUAGAGCCCGACAAUGUGAUGGCAUACUCCAGCAACAUCAUGGUCAAACCCAUCAGCCGUUUUACGAUCACUGCCAAGGACCAGUUCAACUUCAACACAUGGAUCGCGAAUACAGUUCACAGGUACGGCAUGUCAGUGGGUCUCAAGAAUCCCGGUGCUCUCGCUCCCUCCUACAUGGCCAACCUGUUCGACUGGGCGCUCGUCGAGAGCUGCAAUUAUUUCUCGGAUUGGAGCAGCGACCCGUGGUACAGCGGCAAGUACCAGUGCGACUACUCCAAUGAGUUUAUCAUCCGCAACAAGGCGGUGUUCUCUGUGGAGUACAAGGAGCUCUGGGGGACAUCACCGGGGACAGUGAACAGCAUCCAAUUCCCACAGGCACUGUGUGCAGAUAAUAAUGCCCGCGGCUUCAUGACCAGGCUCUACGACGCGGAUCUGGGGGUUGGGCCCAGUUAUUCGUUUGCCAACUGCAUGCUGCACAAGCCUGCAGGGUGCAAUGUAUGGAAGGAGUGUAUCAAGCUGCAGGUGUACAACCAGUACAAGCAGCAAGGCAUGGCCAGAUGGGAUGCUGUAGGACAAUGUGUGAGGGCUAGGAGAGCCGCUUGUAGAUAUGCUUAGGAUUUAGGGCCUUCGCAUGUUGUCAUGAACAAAAACGAGCUUGCAUUGGAGGAUAUCUUAGUA
This is a messenger RNA of Closterium sp. NIES-67, 1525 nucleotides long. The record is from the annotation of a GenBank genome assembly. Lineage: Eukaryota; Viridiplantae; Streptophyta; Zygnematophyceae; Desmidiales; Closteriaceae.